GCCGAGCCUGCUGCGCAAACACAGUAGCUAAAGUUCCUGGGCAGGUCUAGCAGUUGGCAUCAGACUUUUUGUUGUUUCAUUCUCAGUAAGGUUAGCCAUGAGCAAGGACAAGCAGAGCAAGCAAGUGCCGGAGUGCACUGGACCACUGUCCCCGCCCAAAGGCCAGAAACCCCCGAGGAUGCCCAAGUGCUCCCGCUGUAGGAACCACGGCUAUGUGUCUCCUCUGAAGGGACACAAGCGCUUCUGCAACUGGAGGGACUGCCAGUGUCCCAAAUGUAAAUUGAUAGCUGAGAGGCAGAGAGUCAUGGCGGCCCAGGUUGCCCUGAGAAGGCAGCAGGCUCAGGAGGAGGAACUUGGGAUUUGUAGUCCGUUGUCUCUGUCAGGGCCUGAGGUGAUGGUGAAGAAUGAAGCUGGAGCAGAUUGCUUGUUCUCUGUGGAGGCACGAUCUCCGACACCUACCAGUACCUCCGCUCCUUCUCUUGUUGUUGCAGGGAGUCGCUCGGCGGCGUCCUCCAGCCCGUCGGCUGGCGCCCGGACUCAUACUGAGGGACCAUCUGACCUGCUGAUGGAGACCUCCUACUACAACUUCUACCAGCCUUCACGCUACUCCAGCUAUUAUGGCAACCUGUACAACUACCAGCAAUACCAGCAGUUGCCCCACGGCGAUGGCCGCCUGUCGAGCCACAACAUGUCCUCUCAGUACCGGAUGCAUUCCUACUACCCAGCAGCCACCUACCUGACUCAGGGCCUGGGCUCCACCACCUGUGUGCCGCCCCUCUUCAGCCUGGAGGACAACAACAACAACAACAACAACAACAACUGCUCUGAAACCAUGGAGGCCUCCUUCUCCCCUGGCAGCAUCACCACUGGUCACCACUCCACCAUGACCUGCAGGUCCAUCGGCUCCCUGGUUAACUCUGAUGUCAGUGCUGAGUGCGAGGCCAGCAGCGAGACUCCAAACUUCACAGUCAACUCCAUCAUCGACGCCACCAAAUAAAAGAAGCUAAGGAAAGCGUUAUUAAAAAUAAUCAUUGUGAGAUCAGUUGAGCAGAAAACAGUUUCAUGGUUCACUGUUGCUGCUGGGUUUCUGUCCAGGAGGCACAAUAAAUAUAUAUAUAGAUAUAUAUUCCAUACUGUAAUUGAGAAUAUAGGUUGUUUUUAGUUCAUUUUUAGCCUCAAAGCUGUUGAGUCUUUUAUUGAAACCAGUUCACCAGCAUAGAAAAUGCUUGGAAAGUAAAACUAAAUUGUACAAAUUCACUAAUAACAACAUGCAAAUAUUUGAGAAGCACUUUUCCGAAUUAGGCUGUUUGGAUAGAUUAAAGAUGACCAUGAACAUACAGUUAAUAAGGAUCUUUAUUAUGAGCAGUCAAGAUUGGAACAAAUUAUUCAAACUAGACUUCGUAAAGUUGUACACUUGUUUCUCCCCCUCAGGAAGCAACUGUUAAUGCAAUCUAAAAUUUUUAUUAUCCAAAAGAUAAAGUGACAUUUGCAAUAAUGAUGUUAAAAUCCUUUGUAGCUUACAGUAAAUUUGACUAGUACAGUUUUCACACAGUAUCAGUCAUGUAGUGUGUUCCAUUAUCAGUGACUAUUCUCUGACAAUGAGAUUAGCGGCUUAGUGUUCGCUAAAAUGUAAUUUUUGAGUUGAAAAACUGUACUCGCUGUUACUGAACAUUCCAAGCACCACAAGUGAAAUUUGGCCCAAUGGAUUCAGGGAGCGCACUAGUUUCCUGUCAUUUUCCCCUGGUGGACAUGCAAUAAAUGCAAUAAUACAUGCAGUAUAAGUUAAUAUUAUUAGUUCAUAUUAGUUAUAUUAGUUUGUCUGUUUUGUGACCCAGUAAACCAUUAGACAAUGUUGACUCCAUCCUUCAAAGUAAGCAAUGAUUUGGUGAUUUGCAGGUUAAAAUAUGUAGGUCUAGAAGACGUAGGUCAAUAUUCGACAAACUUUUUUGUUUUUAAAGAGUAACUAAACGCCAGCCUGCAUUUUACUGCCCUCUUUGGUUGAAAGUUUAAAGUGUGUUUCACCUGUAUCCACGCCAAACAGUGAAGUCACAGUGUACUGACACACCCUGUAGUACACUUUACAUCACUGCAGCCAGGUGAGAAGUUAAUCCACCGGUGGUCAGCAAAAUAAAUACUUUCAGGGGCUGUUAAGUUACAUAUAACAGUUCUUUAAACAGUAUUUAAAUGACUAUACUGUGUUUCAUUGUGUUGGUAGAACCUGCUUCCUUUUGAAAUUUUGUCAUCAAUAAGUAUUGUCCAACCGAUACUGGAUGUUCGAGACUGCUAUAGUGAUAUUUCAGAUUUUACUACUUUGAUGAUGAUCCAUCGGAUGUCUUUUUUUUUUUCAUAAACAUACAUAACCAAAAAACAUUUUUAGGAAUCCUUAAAUUAGUUUUUUAAACAAUUGUGACCAAGGUACAGAGCGGGAUAUUUUAUCAGAUGUCACAUGUAUUUACCCUGAACAACGAUCUGAUAAUUUUGGAAACGUCAACUGAUACAGAAGACGGCAUUCAUUUAUCUCUUCUGGUAUAAAAACUUAAAGUUAAAUGUAGAGAACAUUUCCGACAGAGCCACCAACAGAGACGCUUGGAUAUCCUCUUGCAGGGAGAUGUGCGACUCGAACGAGAAAACAGGCAGGUUCGACAUGAAUCAUGCUCACCUUGUUGGCGUGUGAUGAGCGCCGGCUGCUUAUUUAUGGCUCCGAUCCAGUGGCAUCGUUUAUACCAGAGAAUUUGCAUGUCUAUUGUAUAUUUAACCCCUUCUGGGCCAAAGUUUUUCUUUGCACACGGGGUACUGUUCAUAACUGUUUACACACUUUGGUACGGCCUUGUAGAUACAGCAGAGGCUGAGGUGCUGCUGCAGUGACGUGUAGAGCUGAAACGAAAAGACGAUUCAUUGAUUAGUCGAUCCAGAAACUGAAUAGCAAAUCUUUUUAUAAUCAGUUAAUAAUUUAAGUCGUUUUUCAAGCAAAAAAUGCAAAACAUUUUUAUUUUGGACCUUGGGAUCUGGGAAAUUGCCAAUUUUACAGUGUUUUCUGGUGUUAUAGAUAAAACAAAUAACUAAUCCAUUAAUCACAAAAAUCAGCAUUCAUCUAUUGAUAGAAGUAAGUGUUAGUUGCAGCCCUUGUAAUCUGUACUGUUUUUAACAGUUAAAAUACCUGGUCACAGUGUUUUUCUGUGUAAUUACCCGAAAAACCAAACUAUAGUUAUAUAUAUAGUUUUUUACAUAAUGAACUAAUGUGAGUAAUUCUGUGUUGCCAACUUUUGAGUUGUGGUGUUGAGUUGUGGUGCCCACUUUUCUGCCUUUGUGAAGCUGACUCGUACACUACUGUACCGUAUAUUGUUUAUGUGUUUUAUGGAGAUUCGUUUCGAACUGCACGCUUUGAAAGUGUUUAUUUGUGUUUGUGUUUGAAUAAGACAGCAACAAAAGUAAUUUGGAGUCUUGGAGUUUAUGUCGCUACAAGUUUUAGGUAAAUAAAAAUGCUCUAAGUGAUGGAGUGUAAAUGUGAUGGUGUGCUGGAAACAACAAUAUAAAACAGACAAAGAAAA
Micropterus salmoides (largemouth bass) is the source of this 3548-nucleotide messenger RNA. RefSeq names its product doublesex and mab-3 related transcription factor 1 (gene dmrt1). NCBI's taxonomy places the organism in Eukaryota, Metazoa, Chordata, Actinopteri, Centrarchiformes, Centrarchidae. Gene Ontology annotation, cellular component: nucleus. The transcript has 5 exons. Gene Ontology annotation, molecular function: DNA-binding transcription factor activity, RNA polymerase II-specific; RNA polymerase II cis-regulatory region sequence-specific DNA binding. The coding region runs from base 98 to 997 and encodes 299 amino acids. The record is from RefSeq and is a predicted model, not a curated record. Gene Ontology annotation, biological process: sex differentiation; regulation of transcription by RNA polymerase II.